Molecule: messenger RNA, 619 nt
Organism: Lycium ferocissimum
Lineage: Eukaryota; Viridiplantae; Streptophyta; Magnoliopsida; Solanales; Solanaceae
Product: small ubiquitin-related modifier 2
Exons: 3
Coding region: 12-299 (95 amino acids)
Biological process (GO): protein sumoylation
Cellular component (GO): nucleus
Molecular function (GO): ubiquitin-like protein ligase binding; protein tag activity
Source: RefSeq, a predicted model, not a curated record
GGGUUUGAGAGAUGUCAACAGAGGAAGACAAGAAGCCCACAGGGGAUCAAGCUGCUCACAUCAAUCUCAAAGUUAAAGGCCAGGAUGGGAACGAAGUCUUCUUCAGAAUCAAAAGAAGCACUCAGCUAAAAAAAUUGAUGAAUGCAUAUUGUGACAGGCAGUCAGUUGAUUUCAAUUCAAUCGCCUUCUUGUUUGAUGGCCGUCGUCUUCGAACGGAGCAGACUCCAGAUGAGCUGGAGAUGGAAGAUGGUGAUGAAAUCGAUGCAAUGUUACAUCAAACUGGAGGCACAACUUUCUGAAUCUUCCCUCUUUGUUAAUGAACAUAUUAUUAUGUGUUUUCAUGAUUUGAACUUAAAUGAGACAGGUUUUGCAACUCUAUGGCCCAUAUGAUGUAAUGAGAUUGGCCUGUUUACUUAAGUUGCUCCAGCCGAGUUGAACUUAAUUCUUACCGUUUACCCGACAAGUAAAUCGUGAAAUCUAUCUUUUAGUUAGCUAUAUCAUUAGUUGGAAUGAUAUAAGUUGAGAUAUUUGUCGGUUCUAAAAUUAUUGUGUUUCUCAAAUAGCUCCAUUGAGCUGAGCUGCACGUUCAUGUUUUGAUCGGAGUGUGGAUUCCCAUCUC